CGGGACCUCGCCUCCCGAAGAGGGGACAUCUCUGCGGCGGCGCCCCUGUGGGCCUCUCAACAGCACAGGUCUGUGCGCGUGCCCCGUGAGGGGUGGGGUGGGUGCCCGAGCCGUCUGUUAGGCAGAGUAAGUCGCGGGAGCUUCGGUCUGUCUUUCACGGAGCGUGCAUCGGCGAGUGGGUGCCCCUCAGCGCUCCGUGGAGCCCCAUCGGGGGAGCAACAGCGCCCCGCAGCGCAGGAACAGCGCCGAUGCAGCUCCCAGUGGCGACCCGCAGCGCCCAGCAUCGCGCCGCGCGAGGGAGGCGCCUUCUGCCUGCCGUGCGCGCGACGGGGCGCGCUGCUCGAAUCUCCUAUGCUGGGCGCCCGCGGGACGACCGACGGCUCCCUCGGGAGCUGCCCUCCCGCUCCGCGGCGGCGUGGCCCGCCCUCUCCCGCGCGCGGCCCCCGUGCGCGCAGCCGCGGCUGGGGGCAGGCCGCGCGGCCGGCCGCCACGGCCGCGGCGAAAGAGCAGCCUAUCUUUGCGGCGGCGUCGCCGGCCCUCCGCGCGCGCAGGCGCCGCGGGUGGCCAGGCCGUCGCAUCUCUCGAGGCCUCCCCAAUGGGGUCCGAGCAGAUGGGCCCAUCUGACGGGCCUCUAUAGCUUCCGAGCGCGCCGCGCGCGCGGCGCAGGGAGGGGCACGCCGUCCGCAUCUCCUGGCUGGUCGCACGGGGGCGGCGGAUGCGGCGUCCAGCUGCUCGGCGGGCUGAAA
Molecule: messenger RNA, 746 nt
Organism: Prorocentrum cordatum
Lineage: Eukaryota; Dinophyceae; Prorocentrales; Prorocentraceae
Source: the annotation of a GenBank genome assembly